AUGCAGACCAUCCAGACGAUAGAGACACAGUUUCCCUUGUUGCGAGAGAUCUUCCACCCUUCUCCUUUCAACCAUCAAGAAGGAGACAGAAGAAAGAGCAGCCUUACGAACCUCAUCAGAAAACAAACGCAGAAAGGGUCUGAAUCGAAGCCUCGGCCAUGUGCAGCUUUACCGGGUCGAGCUGAACAUCCCCGGUUUGGCCGGUCAUCCAGCAUCCCAGGAUGCGAGUCACCAAAUCAGUCUUAUCUCCGAAUGAGAAGAAGAAAUGAAGAAGGAGAGAGAGAAAAUGUAAAAGAGAAAGUUUCACCCCCCUUUGUGUCUUCCAUCAGAGCGUCACAAGUUACAUCAUCUCAACAGCUGCUCCAAGCUACAAAGAGAGAGAGUGAGGGAUUACAGUGUGAAGGACAGAAAAAGCCAGAGGGUGUGAAGCAUAAAUGGGAGGGAGAGACUAAGCAGCAGAGGCAGAAAGAGCAGGAGUGUCAGGCAGAGAAUACUCGCUCUCGGCAAGGGCUGAUCGCUAAAGGGGUUCACUUGCUGAGGAACAUGGGUAACCAGGAAGCCAAGCAAAAGAAGGCAGGUGCAUCCAGUUCAGAAUGCAUCACAGACAGGCAUGGAUUUGGUCCCAAAGAUGCUGAGGGAUCCAGAAAGAUAAAGAAGUCUCCGGACAAAGUCAAGAAAUCAUCUGCUGAUUUGGCUGAGAAGAAAUCCAAGACGGAGAACUCCAGGAGUUCCAUCUUUUCCAACAUCCAUAUCCGGAAGGGAUUUACCUGGAAGACUGGAUCCAGAAACAAUGUGGGGAUUACAGGAAAUAAUGGCGAAAGUGGUAGUGGUGAUGGGACCAUUUCAAAGGAGGAUCUAGAAAGCCUUACACCUGACAGUGAUCCAGAAAUGAGUAGGCAGAUUCUAGGAAGUACACAGUCAUCUGUGGAUAUGAAUGCGGAAGAUGGGAUGAGGGAAGGCAGCUGGUCUGGGUCUGAUACUGAUCUCUGCAGCUUCCAUUCCACCUCUGAGAAUCAAGAUAUGCUGACGGACAUCCAGAGGACCAUCAGACAGCAGCAGUUGGGCAAUGGAGUAGAGGGACCAAGUUGGAAAGAAGGAGGGCAACCUGAGGUCAUCCAUGAUGUGGAGAUUAGUGUAAAGAGUAAAAAUGAAUUUCAGGAAGAUGGGAAUUUGUCUUUAGUCUAUAUACCACAUAGAGUUCCUUCUUCCUUUGCUAAUUGUGGUGAUGGAAAAGCUGAAACCUCUCAAAAUAGACCAAGAAGCCAAAGUGUUCAGAGCCUUGGUGGUACAAAGAUACUGGCAACUGGCACCAAAACAGGAAGUGGCUUACACAAUCAGAAUCCUAUGAUGACGGAAAGCAGCCAGAGCAUUCAAACUAAUUUAAGCAAAGAAACCAGUAGCUCGAGCAUCUGGGACACUCCAACAACCAGCACGUCCUACGAGAGUGCCAAGGGGCAUCAGGACGAAGAUUCAUCUCUUUCAUCCCUAAUUGAUGACAGUCUCCAGGGAAACAACAGCCUGACUCAAAGUUUGGAUAUCAUUCUUGACUCUAUCAGUCAACUUAGUGAUUUCAGAGAUGACCCAGGAACAAUGGACAGGCAGGCAACUUUCAUGCUACAAAGGAGUAUCAGCACAGUGGAUAACAUUAUGGCACCUGUUAAGGAACCUGAUGUCUUCCUUGAGGAGACAAGGCCAAGCAGUAUUGCCCAGAAAAGGAGGGAAAGUACUGGGACUUUAGUUACCCCAGGGUUGUCAGAGACCAUUGUGGAUCAAGGCUCACAACAUAGCAAAACCUCAAGUCCUGGGGUCAAACUGUACCCCAUCAUCCAGCCGUCUUACGUGAAGACCACUACGAGGCAGUUGUCUUCUCCUCCACACUCACCCUAUGCCACUCCUGUUCAAAGCCCCGAGUGUUCACGCAAACUUAGCCAAGACCUUAGCUUGAGUCAGGGGUCACUCAGAACCGAGCGGUCGAAGACACACAGACAGCGCUCCUGUAGUAUUGCCAGCACAGCUGGUUUUGAUGGUAGCUGGUGUCAGGAUUUUGACGGGUGUCAUGAGCUUUUACGAAGAGAAAACCACACUUUCAGAAAUCAGCAAUCUUCUUGUUUUCAGGCAACUGCCAGAACCACAUUCCAAGAUGUAUUCCAAGAUGCUGAGAAGAUUUGUUCACGGUUUCUGGCUUUGGGAAUUCUUCAGCCAUUCGACGACUGCCUCAGAAGGUUUGUCACAGGAAGUGAUGUGGUCGACAGGUCCAGUUUUAAUACCAAGCCCACUGUUCCAGAUCGAAAUUCUAUACAAAUGGAUGAAUUGGAGAGAAUGAUCAAGGAGUUAAGAGAGAAAAUUCGAUAUCUGGAGCAAGACCACCGACCCCUGAACAUCCCCUCUGAGAUAUUGACAGGAACGGCAGAUGGUGUUAAUCUUGGUCAUGCGUUUACAAAAAUCAGUAAACGGAUGUCAUCUUACCAGUCGAGGUCAGUCCAAACCUCUCCGGUCGAGGAGGACUUCAAGUUUAUAGUGCCUUCAUCCGACCAGUCAGGAGCUUGUGAUUUAACUGACAGCACCACAUCAUCUGUGGUACAGUUACACAAAUGCCAAAUUUUACAACAGGAGGCCACAACACACAGCUUUCCACCUCCUCUACCUCCUAUUCUGAGUGGUCCAGCUGUAUCCUCAGAUUCUCCUCUUAUGGCCUCGACUUUGGGACCAACGGAGUCAGUAGUACCAGCUCCUCCAUAUCAACCGGCUUCUUGCCUCCUGACAACAUCUGUUAAACGUCUAGUGAAGGUCCCACCUCCUGCCUCACUUCUACUACUUUCAAGCAUUAGACCCCAACAACCACCAACUCCAACUCUUCCAGGCAUUAGACCCCCACCUCCACCACCUCUUCCAGGCUUUGUACCUCCACCUCCACCACCUCUUCCAGGCUGUGGACCUCCACCUCCACCACCUCUUCCAGGCUGUGGACCUCCAUCUCCACCACCUCUUCCAGGCUUUGUACCUCCACCUCCACCACCUCUUCCAGGCUGUGGACCUUUAAGUUCAUCACCUCUUUCAGGCUUUUUACCUCCACCUCCACCGCCUCUUCCAGGCUGUGGACCUCCACCUCCACCACCUCUUCCAGGCUGUGGACCUCCACCUCAACCACCUCUUCCAGGCUGUGGACCUCCACCUCCACCGCCACUUCCAGGCUGUGGACCUCCACCUCCACCGCCUCUUCCAGGCUGUGGACCUCCACCUCCACCACCUUCUCCUGGGUGUGGGCCUGUUCCUCCACCACCUCUCAGCUCGAUCUCAGGGGGUUCCUCUCAGGACUCUGUCCUUUUGAAGCCAGUCAUAGAGCCCCCACAACCUAUGAAGCCUUUAUACUGGACCAGAAUACAGCUACAUGCCAAAAAAGAACCAAACACACCCCUGGUAUGGGAGAAGGUGGAGGAGCCACAUGUUGACUUUGAAGAGUUUGUUGAGCUUUUUGCCAGACGUGCGGUGAAAGAGAAGAAGAAACCGAUCUCUGAUACCAUCUCCAAAUCCAAGACAAGACAGGUGGUGAAGAUUUUAAGUAAUAAGCGUUCCCAGGCUGUAGGAAUCCUGAUGUCCAGUCUACAUUUGGACAUGAAGGACAUUCAGCAUGCCGUCUUGAACAUGGACAACACUGUGGUGGACCUGGAGACGCUUCAGGCGCUGUAUGAAAAUCGAGCGCAGAAAGAGGAAAUGGAUCAGCUCGAGAGACACAUCAAGUCCAGCACGGAGAAAGAGGAGGCAAAACCACUAGACAAGCCUGAACAGUUCCUCCUGCAGCUGUCGGAGGUCCCCCAGUUCUCUGAGCGAGUUUUCUGCAUCCUGGUUCAGUCCACAUUCACUGAGAGCAUCAGCUCUGUACAGAGGAAGAUCAGCCUGCUGCAGAGAGUGUGUACGGCUCUGAGAUGGAGUAAAGGUGUGAUGCAGGUUCUCGGGCUGGUUCUCGCAUUGGGGAAUUUCAUGAACGGAGGGAACAGGAGUCGGGGACAAGCAGACGGCUUCACCCUCGAUGUCUUACCCAAGCUCAAAGAUGUUAAGAGCAGUGAUAAUUCCCGAAGUCUCCUGUCCUUCAUCGUUUCUUACUAUCUGCGACACUUUAACGAGAAUGCAGGCCAAGACACGUGUGUGUACCCUUUGCCGGAGCCGCAGGACUUUUUCCAGGCGUCGCAGAUGAAGUUUGACGACUUCCGGCGCGACCUGUGUAAACUACGCAAAGAUUUAAAUGCUUGUUCUGAGAAGACUGAGAAAGUGUGUGCUAUGUCCUCAGAUGAACAUCUACAACCCUUUAAGAACAAAAUGGAGGAGUUCAUUUGUCAGGCCAGAAUUGAGCUGGAGGCUCAGGACAAAGAGCUCACUGAAACACAGAAAAGCUUCCUGGAGCUGAGUGCAUUUUUCUCAGUCAAACCCAAAGGAGAAGAGAAGGAGGUUUCCCCAAACACGUUCUUCUCUGUGUGGGUCGAGUUCUCCUCUGACUUUAAAGACCUGUGGAAAAAAGAGAACAAACUUCUGCUGAAGGAACGGUUAAAUGCAGCCGAAGAGACGAUCAGACAAACACGAGAAAAAAACGCCUACAACAUCAAACCCAAACACGCCUCCGGGAUGAAAGCCAAACUGGGGCAGAAGAUCUGAAGAUUUGCGGUGCUGUUAAACAUUUUUUGCCCUCUUACACUCCUGAUUAAACGCAUGCCGAGCUAAAUCAUUAGCUGUUGAAAUGAAUCAGCACUCAAGCCAAACAGAAAUGAGAAACAUUGACCUGUGAAUCAGAGUCUAGACAUUUUAUAUCAACUAAAGUAGCAAUGAAAUAUGUUUAACUGUAUUAUUUCUCUGAGAAAACUGAGAAAGCAUGUCAUGUUUCGUUUCUGCUGAAAUUGUUAACUAGAAGUUUGCUAUUUAUGAUGAACAAUAAAAAUAUCUGGCAUAGUGUUGUGUUCAUAAAAUAAGGUGUUUUGUUUUACUCCAGUGUUUGGGUGUCUGUUGCUAAGCUAGUAGCUUUAAAGGUGGGGCCUCCGUUGUUUGAAAGCCAAUGUUGACAUAUAAAAUCACCAAAACAAACACGCCCCUAACCCAAACGGGUCCCACCCCUGUAUCGAUAGCUCCGCCCACACAUAUACGUAACCCAGGCA
Messenger RNA from Tachysurus fulvidraco (yellow catfish), 5141 nucleotides. It is a transcript of the gene fmn2a, whose product is annotated as formin 2a. The record is from RefSeq and is a predicted model, not a curated record. Bases 1 to 4647 code for a protein of 1548 amino acids. Gene Ontology annotation, molecular function: microtubule binding. Lineage: Eukaryota; Metazoa; Chordata; Actinopteri; Siluriformes; Bagridae. Gene Ontology annotation, cellular component: actin filament; nucleus; endoplasmic reticulum membrane. Gene Ontology annotation, biological process: actin nucleation; intracellular transport. The transcript has 16 exons.